Phoenix dactylifera (date palm) is the source of this 768-nucleotide messenger RNA. Its product is annotated as major pollen allergen Ole e 10-like. The record is from RefSeq and is a predicted model, not a curated record. Lineage: Eukaryota; Viridiplantae; Streptophyta; Magnoliopsida; Arecales; Arecaceae.
ACGGGCUUGCUUGUUCCUCCUCCUUCAAACUCAAGCCUAAACCCCUGCGUGUUACCCCAAAAAACCCCCAACCCCUAUGCUCUCGCUUGAUUACUAGAACAACAUUGUAGUUCUCCCCACCAACUUCCUAACAACCGAAAAAAGCAAUGGCAAGAAAAGUAGAGGCAUCCACUUCUUUCUUAGCUCUCCCUUUUGUUCUGUUACUGCUUUCCCUUGCCGCAGGGGGAGCUGCUGCAUCAUCACAGGGACAGAGAACUUGGUGCGUGGCCAAACCUUCAUCCGAUGAAGCUACUCUGACUGCAAACUUAAACUAUGCUUGCUCUCAGGUGGAUUGCAAGGUACUGCAAAGGGGCUAUCUUUGUUUUUACCCGGACAACCUCAUGUCUCAUGCUUCAGUUGCUAUGAACCUCUACUACCAAACCCGAGGCCGGAAUUACUGGAACUGCCACUUCAAGAAUUCUGGGCUCGUCACAAUAACAGACCCAAGUUUUGGAAGCUGUAAUUAUGCAUAUUAUUGACGAAGACGGCAAAUUCUCAACUAAAUUGAGCUGCAAAUUGCUGGAUUUUGAUUUAGCUGUCUAAACCUUGUUGUUAUCUGCAGCAUAGUAUUUCUUGGAUAUUCCCAAAUGCUUGCCUUAAUUUUUGGUGGUUUCUGCAUUAUGAUAUCUCUUGGAUAGUUGCAAGUAUUGCAAUUAAUCAAAAAUUUCUGCCCUCAUCUUUCAUGCUAUCUCUACCCAUUUUUCUACUUCACAAAUGGUGGUUUUUAGU